This is a messenger RNA of Mesoplodon densirostris (Blainville's beaked whale), 753 nucleotides long. It is a transcript of the gene GUCA1C, whose product is annotated as guanylate cyclase activator 1C. The record is from RefSeq and is a predicted model, not a curated record. Gene Ontology annotation, molecular function: calcium ion binding; calcium sensitive guanylate cyclase activator activity. Lineage: Eukaryota; Metazoa; Chordata; Mammalia; Artiodactyla; Ziphiidae.
AUGGGGACUAGCAAAUCUAUAGCUGGUGGUGAGACAGCACCUCCUGCUAGAGCCGUGUGGUACAGAAAACUUAAAAUGCAGUAUCCAUCCGGCCUGCAAACACUGUGUGAGUGUAGGACAUGCUUGCGUCUGCAAAGUCUAAACCAAAAAGCCAGUCAACAUGUUGAUCAAAUCUGUAAUACCGUUGACAAGAACAAAGAUGGAUGUAUUGCUGCUGUAAAUCUAGUACGAGGAAAAAUGAAGCAAAACUUAAAAUGGUAUUUUAAGCUGUAUGAUGCAGAUGGAAAUGGUUCUAUUGACAAAAGGGAACUACUGAACAUCUUCGUGGUAAGUGAAGUACUAAAUUUCUUUGCAGCCCUCAAUGGCCAUCAAACUCUGAAUCCUGAAGGAUUUACCAACUUGGUGUUCCAUAAGAUCAAUACAAACGAUGACGGAGAAUUGACUUUAGAAGAAUUUAUCAAUGGCAUGGAAAAAGAAUAGCAUCUUCUGGAGGUUGUUUCCAAGAGUUUCGACCUUUCUAAUGUACUGAAAGUAAUCUGUGAUGGGAAACAGCCAGACAGACAUAGGAGAGAGGCUUCUUCCAAACCAUCUGACGAGGCUUGUCUAGGGAAGGUGAAAAUGAAGUGGCUAUGGGAACGCCUUAGCCAGCUUUCAGUGGAUACAAAACUUUCAGUAGAGAAGAAAUGUGAUUUUCUGUACAUACAUGCCAUUGAUUUCAGGUUUUUAUUAUCAUUGGUAUCCGCUUAUGAAUAA